This is a messenger RNA of Recurvomyces mirabilis, 1200 nucleotides long. RefSeq lists its product as uncharacterized. The record is from RefSeq and is a predicted model, not a curated record. Gene Ontology annotation, biological process: glycine biosynthetic process; L-threonine catabolic process. The transcript is spliced from 2 exons. Lineage: Eukaryota; Fungi; Ascomycota; Dothideomycetes; Mycosphaerellales; Teratosphaeriaceae. Gene Ontology annotation, molecular function: L-allo-threonine aldolase activity. The coding region runs from base 1 to 1200 and encodes 399 amino acids. Gene Ontology annotation, cellular component: cytosol.
AUGGCUACUACCAAUGGAGGGGCCGCGAUCGAGCAGUAUACGAUUGAGAAAGAGGCACAGCAUCUCUCCAAUGGCGACGUGAAAGUGAACAGUUGGUCUGCACCAGGCCCAGCAGCUUUCGACUUCCGCAGCGAUGUAGUGACCACACCCACCGCCCGAAUGCUCGCCGCAAUAACCUCGACCUCCCUCCUCGACGACGUCUUCCAAGAUGAUCCCACGACAAAUAACCUGGAAUCCUUCAUCGCAGACCUCACAGGCAAGGAAGCCAGCCUCCUCGUCCUGAGCGGCACAAUGGGGAAUCAAGUCUCGAUCCGUACACACCUCGCUGCACCACCGCAUAGUGUGAUAACAGACCACCGUUCACACAUCCUAGAGUGGGAAGCUGGAGGUGUUGCAUCGCUGUGUGGGGCACUGGUCAAGGGCGUGGUGCCCAAGAAUGGACGAUAUCUGACGCUGGAGGAUGUGAAGAAAGCGGCUAGUAUACCCAGUGGAGAUCUACCGCAUGAUAUCCAUUCUUGUCCUACGAGAUUGAUAAGUCAGGAGAAUACGUUGGCGGGGAUGAUCACGCCACUGGAGGAAUGUCAGCGGAUUGCAGCAUGGGCGAAAGAACACAAUAUCAUCAUGCAUUUGGAUGGAGCGAGGUUGUGGGAAGCAGUUGCUUCUGGGGCAGGGAGCUUGAAGGAGUAUUGUGCUUGUUUUGACAGUAUAUCCCUUUGCUUUUCGAAAGGUCUUGGGGCACCCAUUGGUAGUAUUAUUGUGGGUACACAUGAGUUUGCAAGACGAGCGAGAUGGGUGAGGAAAUCGAUUGGCGGUGGACUGCGACAAGCAGGCGUCGUUACCGCUGCCGCCCGCGUAGCAGUGGAAGAUACGUUCUUAGGUGAAAAGCUGAAGGCGAGUCAUGAGCGUGCACGAGAGAUUGCAGCGAUGUGGGAGAAGUGUGGUGGCAAGACUACGAAUGCCGUGGAGACGAAUAUGGUGUGGUUUGAUCUAGAAGCGGCCGGGAUCAGUACCGAGGAUUUCAUCAAGGAGGGUGAGAAGGUGGGAUUGAGAUUACUUGGUGGGAGGUUGGUAGUGCAUUAUCAGAUUGGGGAGGAGGCGGUGCAGAGGUUGGAGAAGUUGCUGAGGGUUGUGUUGAAGGGCGAGACUGUUAAUGGGACGGUCGAGCAUGAUCCAAAGAAGAUGCAGAUACCUGUUGAGUAG